CGGAGGUGUCUGCUUUUGUCUGCCCCGGCAAGGUGUGCGGUGCCCAGCGCCCGCCCCUCGCCCCGGCUCCCCCGCUCCCGCCCGGCUUUGGGGGAGCGCUGGAGACGCUCGUGUUUCUCCACAAACUGUGUUGACAAGCGACUGUUGAAAAGGGCUGGGAAAAUUACAUCUCAUCUCUGGUGGGGUGAAAUAUGAAACAUGUAAUCUAACGGUUCCUGAAAGAGGGGGGAGAGGGACUUCUCUCCCUCUCGCUCUGUUUUCCUGCUCCAGGUUCCUGGUUGGAUAAUUUGGGUUAAUACUAGUGAGUGAGCCUUUUGCUGCUUCAAAGGGUAUUUCAAGUUGCCGGAGCUCCUCCCCUCCGCACCGUGUGACAACAACAACUCGUCCAGCGAGCGAGCGGCGGCGGCGGCGGCAGGAGCCAGCACUUCCCCGCUCAUUUUCUCUCUGUCAUUCCCCUCUCAAUCUUUGAUCAAUGUACUUGCCAGAGAGAACCGAAGUCCUUCAAACCUCCUCCUUUUCACCUUCGUCUUUAACGUGGUGCUAGAGCAAGGACCACAAAAAGAAACUGCCCUCCCCCUCCCCUCGGCCCCAGCCCCGCCGCCCGGAGCGGACUUCUCCUCCUCCUCCUCCUCCUCCGUCCCCACUUGCGGGACACUUUGUGCGUUGUCUCUCACUCUGCCCCCUGCUCUCUCGCUCGCCGCAGCACCUGAUCUGGGGUUAUCCCCCCCCUUCUUCUCCCCCCUCCUCCCUUCUCUCCUUUUCUCUUUUUUUUUUUUUUUAAUAAUUUUUUUUAAUUUUUCCCCUUUCCCCUGCGUGUGUGUGUGGGAACUUUCCCCCCUCCCCCUGCCCCCUCCGCCGUAUAUGUGACCAUGGCCGUACCGGCUGCUUUGAUCCCUCCGACCCAGCUGGUCCCCCCUCAGCCUCCGGUCUCAACUUCUGCCGCCUGCACCACCACCACCACCACCUCGUCGUCGGCCACCUCGUCGUCGGCCACCUCCUCUCCGUCUCCGUCCAUCGCUCCCCCGCCGGCCGCUUCGGGGACAAACCUAUUCCGGCCGGAGCCCAUCGCAGCGGCGGCGGCGGCAGCGGCGGCCACAGUCACCUCCACCACCAGCGGCGGCGGCGGUAACGGCAGCGGCGGCGGCAGCGGCGGCGGCAGCCCCAGCCUGGGCACCGGCGGCGGCGGCGGCAGCAGCAGCAGCGGCGGCGGCAGCGGCGGCACCUCCACUCCCAAUGCCAGCGCGGCCAACGCGGCCGGCAGCCUGCCCGGCAAGCCCGUGUACUCGACCCCGUCCCCGGUGGAGAACACCCCCCAGAAUAACGAGUGCAAGAUGGUGGAUCUGAGGGGGGCCAAAGUGGCCUCCUUCACCGUGGAAGGCUGCGAACUCAUCUGCCUGCCCCAGGCUUUCGACCUCUUCCUGAAGCACUUGGUGGGGGGCUUGCACACGGUCUACACCAAGCUGAAGCGGCUCGAGAUCACGCCCGUGGUCUGCAACGUGGAGCAGGUCCGCAUCCUGAGGGGGCUGGGGGCCAUCCAGCCCGGGGUCAACCGCUGCAAACUCAUCUCCAGGAAGGAUUUCGAGACCCUCUACAACGACUGCACCAACGCCAGUUCUAGACCUGGAAGGCCUCCUAAGAGGACUCAAAGUGUCACCUCCCCAGAAAAUUCUCAUAUCAUGCCACAUUCUGUCCCAGGCCUAAUGUCUCCUGGAAUCAUCCCGCCAACAGGUCUGACAGCAGCAGCUGCAGCAGCAGCAGCUGCCACCAAUGCUGCCAUAGCAGAAGCAAUGAAAGUGAAAAAAAUCAAAUUGGAAGCUAUGUCCAACUAUCAUGCAAAUAAUAACCAGCAUGGAGCAGACUCUGAAAAUGGAGAUCUGAAUUCAAGUGUUGGCAGCAGUGAUGGUUCUUGGGAUAAAGAAAAACUUCAGUCUCCCCCCACCCAAGGAUCACAGGCCUCUGUUAACCACCCCAACUUGCCUGGACAGCAUAAUGUUCCAGUUAGCCAUCCUCUCAACCCUCUUCAACAGAACCACCUUCUGCCAAAUGGGUUGGAACUUCCUUUUAUGAUGAUGCCCCACCCGCUGAUUCCCGUGAGCCUACCUCCAGCCUCUGUCACGAUGGCAAUGAGCCAGAUGAACCACCUCAGCACCAUCGCCAACAUGGCAGCAGCAGCACAAGUGCAGAGCCCUCCCUCCCGAGUGGAGACAUCUGUUAUCAAGGAACGUGUUCCAGACAGCCCUUCUCCUGCUCCUUCUCUUGAAGAGGGCCGAAGACCUGGCAGCCAUCCAUCCUCUCAUCGAAGCAGCAGCGUGUCCAGUUCUCCCGCACGGACCGAGAGCUCUUCAGACAGAAUCCCAGCUGUCCAUCAGAACGGGCUCUCUAUGAACCAAAUGCUGAUGGGUUUGUCACCUAAUGUCCUGCCUGGACCUAAAGAGGGAGAUCUGGCUGGUCAUGAUGUGGGACAUGAGACAAAAAGAAUACACAUUGAGAAAGAUGAGACCCCGCUCUCCACACCAACCGCAAGAGACAGCCUUGACAAACUUUCUCUAACUGGGCAUGGGCAACCACUACCUCCGGGUUUUCCAUCUCCUUUUCUAUUCCCUGAUGGAUUGUCCUCCAUAGAGACCCUUCUGACUAACAUCCAGGGUCUACUAAAGGUUGCUAUAGACAAUGCCAGAGCUCAAGAGAAACAGGUCCAACUGGAGAAAACAGAGCUGAAGAUGGAACUCUUCAGGGAACGAGAACUGAGGGAAACACUUGAAAAACAGUUGGCUGUGGAGCAAAAGAACAGAGCAAUAAUUCAGAAAAGGCUAAAGAAGGAAAAGAAGGCAAAGAGGAAAUUGCAGGAAGCACUUGAAUUUGAGACUAAACGACGAGAACAAGCAGAGCAAACACUGAAACAGGCAGCUUCAACAGAUAGUCUCAGGGUCCUAAAUGACUCUCUGACCCCAGAGAUAGAAGCUGACCGCAGCGGGGGCAGAACAGAUGCUGAAAGGACAAUACAAGGUAGGAAUUUGCAAAAGGCUAUAAAUCUAGAUCUUGCUAUAUGAGUUUUUCCUCAGCUUUAGACUGCUAUUCAAGCAUGUAGCCCACCAUCUGGGCCACAUCAAAACAAGUUCAAACAAGGUCAAGUUCAUCUUGCUUGUUUAUAGGAGAGAAUGCAUUCUGUGCUGAUAGAUUUUCUUUAAAUUAAUAGGUCAUUUUUGUUUAUACGGAGCAAUUAAAGAAGAAUAAUUAAUUUGAAGCAGUAUUGGUUUUAAUCUCAGACAUGCUGAAUGCAGUUUUUGUGAAUAUGUGUAGUUUGAUUUGAGCUAAUAAUGUUUUUAAAGGUAUGUUUGAAACAUCUUGAGCCUUUUAACUGUACAAAUGGCUAAACCUAAUGGGUAACAUUCAAGGCAUGAUGAGAAUUUCAUAGCUAAUAGUCAGUGGCAGUUACUGAAAGGUGUGUUUCAAUAAGCUACUCUGAGCAUUAACAAUAAAUAAGCUGUUUAUUCCCAUCUUGGAAUUUUCAUUUACCACAUCCCAUUAUUUACAUUUUAAUAAAACAAAUCUGCUGAGUAAAUUAUACAUGAAAUACUAAAGAGAGCCAUAUUACUUCCCCUGUGAAUCUAAAUGUAUAUAUACAUUGCAAACAUCAAGAUAUUAGCAAAGAGCAAAUUUUGAAAAUAGUAUUUAUGUUAUAAUAUCUGUUCUUAUCAACAGGCUAAAUCUACCUACAUGAAUACUAAGCAAUAAAAAUAGCAAUUGUUUUCAAUGGUAAAUGAAGGUGCAUUUUUCAGAGGCAAGCCUAAAAGGAUUAGCUCCAGUAAUCACACUCAAUUGCCUUUAUUUUGCAUUUUGAAGUCAAUCAUCCUAACAGUAUCAUUUGACAUCUUCUGUGUGUUAUUUAAUCACAUUUCCUAACUUCCAAGGAGUUGUUACUGGUGUGCCACGAGGAGGAGGCUGUAACAACAAAAUAAAAAAGUCAAGAAGCUUUUAAUGGAUUGAACAUAUAAACAAAUACCAAAGAUGCAAGAAGUUCUUAUGAAAGACAAACACUCAAAUAUAAACAAAGACAUUUAAAGCAAGUUAUGUCUGCAGAGUCAAUAACACAGAAGUUGGAAUAUGCCAGAUUAAAUGUUGCCUGGGAAGUGAAUACAUUUUAUGAGGUCUGUUACCCCAGAAUCCUGCCUUCUUUCCCGUAAAACAUGCACAUUAUUCAAAGCACCAUUUGAUAUAAUUAAUUUAGUAAGAAUUCAGCCAUUAUUUCAUGUUGUUAUAAUCCAGACAUUUUGUUACUUCUUUUGAUGCUAAAACAGACUUCUAAUUUCUUGGGAGGCCAUGCUGCUGCACUCAUCGCUGCAGUACUUCUACACAUUGCAAAUAUUAAUUGCUCCAUCUUCAGAACAUUCUUGCAAGGCAGUGAAAUUUGGAGUAUUCCAAUUUGAUAGCUGGGAAACAGAGUCAAAUACAGAUUAAGAUGACAUAUUGCUUAACUGUCAAGUAUGAAGGACCUAAUUUUUCAGAAUAAUUUUCAUUUUUGGCAGAAGCAUGCAGGUGUAAUCAAAUCACUGUUCCUGUUGAAUUUGGUCUUUCUCAUAGGCUGAAAUAUAAAGUUGAAUAUUUAUAAUAUGAGCAACACAAAUUUGAGAGCAUGUAUUCUAAAAGAUUUUCCCCAAACUAUAUAGGAAUAGCACUUCAGCUUUUGAACAAUGACUAUGCAUUCUUUCCCAGCUAUCCUCUGCUCAUUUCAUAUAUUUCCAUUUUUGCAAUAAGUGAAAUCAAGGAUUUACAGGAUACAUCUUCAGUAAUGACUUUUCCUUGAUUCAUCUGUCCCAGGUGAUACACGUUAAAAACAAAACUAAAAUCCACAGAUGAUUAUUAAGUUCAAGACUGGACUAUGAUAUUUUCUGAUUGUGAUAGUGAAUCAUAUUGCAAAGGCAACCUUAAUUCUGACAUUUCCUGUAUCUACUUUGUACUCUCAACAUAUAACUAAAGCAGAGCGUUUUUCAGAAAAAGGAAAGAAGCAGCAAGAAAUACAGUUUUCAUGUAUUUCAGUUUAAUGUAUUCAGCUCAAUCAUCAUACAGCAGUUCAGAACUUUCAGAUCUAGUGCAAUAUGUAACCCUACAACACAAAUGUAACUGUAGGAACAUAUUGUCAAUGUAAAUCAGUCAUUAUAGGGUGACAGGCUUCAGAAAUAGUUUAAGAAACAGUUAAUAGCAGGCAAGUCAUGACAAAUGUCAGGCCUCUGUGUUCAUUUCCAGUAUUGGAAGGAGGAUUUCCUUUCACCAUAAACUCUUCUCUGUUUCCUCCUUGCUAUGUAUCCCUCUGUAUCUGUCCCAGUUCCUGCCUCUUUCUUCCUCCUCCCUCCAAUCCCACCAUUUGCCAAUUGCUAAUGUAACACUUUUCCUUGCUCUACGUUACAUUGCUCUUCUUUUUCCCCCAACUUCACAUUCUUCCAUCAUUCUCUUCUGAACUUAGCUUCAUGCCACCCUGAUCAUUCCCUUAAUCCCAAGCUCUUUCUCUCACCAUGACCCCCUGGCUCUGUCUGACCCUUCCUGUUGCCUCCUCCCCUUACCCAGUCAUUUCAAGAGCUGCAUUGACACUCCCUGUUAUCAGCCUUCUCUGUUGCAAACCCAUCUCCAUCUGUAGUGUCUGCUUCCCCUGUCUCCCUAGUCAGGCUCACAUUCCCUACUGGUUUCAGUACAUUUCUGUUUCUUUUCUUUAUGUGUACCUGCCUGGAUAUCAGGGAGGGAAGCAGUGAGAGCAUUCUGUUCCAGUUCCAGUAUUUAGCAUGACAAUUGUAGGCAGGAGUGAGGAGAAAGAAUUGCAGGGAAAGAACCACUUCAUUCCUGAAGCACUGGAAUAAAGCAUGCUCAGUACAGAUGGGGCCCUUUAUCUGCAAAACUCUACAAAAGCUUUCCAGUGGUUGAAACAUUUUCCAGUACUUUCUUGGAACAAAGACCAUAUUGUCACAAUUAUACAAAAUUUCAAUUGUGUCAUUUUAUUGAUAAAUGAUAUUUUGUAUACUUUGCUAUACACCAUAGAAGAAAUAUUGUAUACAAAUAUCUAUUAUAUUCUAUUAUACAGUAUAUUCCAUAAUUAAAACAUAUAAUACCAUCUCUUGCAUCUUUCAGGUUCUGGGGAAAAAAUUCUUACUAGGGAAAUACUUUCUUAUUCCUCUCAAAAAUAUAUCAGUGUCUCAGUAUCUAAGCAUGCCUGAGGUAAUAGUCUUUUUAUCCACAAUCAUUUUUCAAUUUACUGCGUUGAGCAUGCUAUGUAGUUUUAUAACUAAGCAAACAAAGGUAGGAAAGCUUCAGUGCUCUGUAGGGAAGUGAUAUAAUUGAAAUACAAAGUGUAAUUUCAGCAUUUAAGAAAAAAUUAUGCAAGAAAAUCAUAAUUAAAACUAAAGAUUUUGUUUACUAUUUAUUAUAAAUAAAUUGAUACUUGUCAACUUGAAGUUAUAUCUAAUGUUGCUAUUUUUAAGUAUCACUUUGAAGAGUAAGGAAUAGAACUAAUUUAAGCAUAGAGGAUAAUUGCAUUUGUCAAUAAGGGGGUAUGUUCUGUUCUAUUUUUUCGUCGUGUAGCACUCAUUUAGAUUCACUUUUAGUGCAUGUAAAGUCUUUUGUAAAAUGGGAGCAAUAAUAAAAAGGAAUUUGAAUACAAGACUAUAAAAAGAAGCAAUGCAGGGUAUUUUAGGGUGUUGUUUGAGUUUUUUAAAUACUGAGUAGAUAACAGUUUGCUGCAAUAUCCAUAAAAUGUUAACAAAUAGUCAUAAUAAAUAAUUCAAAUUUGGGUCUCAGAUGUACUUAUGUAUUUUUUGAGCAAUAGAAAGAGAUAAUAAGCUAUUAGGAACUGGUGAAGACACUGGUUUUAAAUGUUUUCUUUGCUUCUGUUUUAAAUAAUAAUAAAGCAGAU
Messenger RNA from Camarhynchus parvulus, 6898 nucleotides. RefSeq names its product dachshund family transcription factor 1 (gene DACH1). Lineage: Eukaryota; Metazoa; Chordata; Aves; Passeriformes; Thraupidae. The record is from RefSeq and is a predicted model, not a curated record. Bases 870 to 3050 code for a protein of 726 amino acids. The transcript is spliced from 11 exons.